Punctularia strigosozonata HHB-11173 SS5 is the source of this 1113-nucleotide messenger RNA. RefSeq lists its product as uncharacterized. Bases 432 to 905 code for a protein of 157 amino acids. The record is from RefSeq and is a predicted model, not a curated record. NCBI's taxonomy places the organism in Eukaryota, Fungi, Basidiomycota, Agaricomycetes, Corticiales, Punctulariaceae. The transcript has 4 exons.
CAAAUCCGCGUUCGUUAAGUUAUCUUCUCCAGUCCAUUCCUUGUCGUCAACCAUCCGCAUCACCAGCAAGAGCGCCAGAACGAACACCUCUUGAGUCUUCAACUCGCCCUCGAUCCUUUCCUUGCUCGCGUCGUACGACCCGUGCCUGCCACGAGGUGCACGACGGCGUCUUCCAGUCAGGUCGCGACCUUUCCGGAAGGCGGUGGAAGUGCAUAACGUUCCCCUGAAAGGGAACAAGCCCGUGCUGCUGCCCAUUAUUGUCACAGCACCUUCCGCCGUACGUAAAGCCGUGGAAGUCACAACGACGUCCUCUAUUGUCCACCUGCAAUAAAGGUUCCACUCGCUGCGCAGCGCGCCCAACGACGACGAAGCACCUAUAGCUAUACAUCAUCGACGCUCGACUCACCCUCGACAUACACUGCAUUCACGCAAUGGCCCACCGUAUUCGCAGCAUCCAAGGUUCCUGCUCUACCCCCUCGUCAGGGCACAGCGGCGACCUAUUCUCUAUGCCAGCAAGCCGUGCCGCACCUCCCCCUCCAGGACUUCCGUCACCGCGCGUCCGCGCUGCGGCAUCGUCCGGGGCGGUUCGCACCUCACCCCACAUGCGCCGUCCUUUACCCCGGCGUCCGCCCCCACCGCCUCCGCGCUUCAAUGCGCUACAGCAGCAACCAGAAGAUCCCUUCGCCGACAACUACGUCUUGCGACUGGCCAUGCCUUCCGUCCCUUCGAUGGAGAUGUUACGGCAACAGGCGAGGGAGGAGCGGGAUCGGCGCGCGCAUCUCAUCGCGAACCUCCUCCUCAGUCGUAAGCGCGCGAGGCCAAUGCGGAGAAGGCCAGUCGACCCCGAAAGUGAUCGACCCGAGCGGCCUUACGUGCGCAGCUCGCUCUCAGUGCCUGUGCACUAACGUGGAAGGUCUGGUCUGUCGUCGUGCAAAGGAUAUACCACUUCACCGCUCACUCAAACGAAAGAGACCCAUCCUUGGCGUACCUAUUCAUUGUACUCCAUACUCGUACCACCAAACAGUCACUCAUUGCAUAUUUCAUCAAACGUUACAAUUCGUAUGUACCAUUGCCAUAAUAUAGGUCCGAUAGGCUCGUGUGGCCUGUAUAUCC